Fraxinus pennsylvanica is the source of this 552-nucleotide messenger RNA. Lineage: Eukaryota; Viridiplantae; Streptophyta; Magnoliopsida; Lamiales; Oleaceae. The record is from the annotation of a GenBank genome assembly.
AUGUUGGUGCAUUUGGAUCCAGAGUGGUUUAAUGGUGGUUUCUUUGGAUCUAGAGGAAAUAAUUAUGUUCGACCAGAUGUUAUGUUACCUCCAGAUACCCUAUCAAAAGCCAAGGGUCUGGAAAAAUAUAGGAUCCAAGAAGUUAUAAUAACUUCUUCUGAUUGUAACGGAAUGGUUUUCAUGGGUCCAAUUUUUUGGGGUAUGGCUUUUGUGCUAGAGCUUCUGAACCAGAUUGUUGCACAAGUGCUAGAUAUAAUUUCAAGACCAAUGUGGUUAGGCAUAUCCAUGGAAGUUGGUGGAUCAAAAGUCUCCUUUUCUCAUGCUUAUUUUCCCUAUGAGCAUCAGCUGUUGCAUUCUGUGAUAUAUUUGCAGAUAAAAUACACUGCAAGAUGGGUGAAGAUAACUUGGUGUUUAUUAAAGGUGCUGAAAUCAAUGAAGACUGGUAGCAAAGACAAAGGGAUUGUGAGAAAGGAAACAGAAGAAGCAUUGAAGCCUGUUGAUGAUAGGUAUAUGGACUGCAAGGAGUUUUGUGAAUUGAAGCAGCUUGCGUAA